AUUAUAUAUAGAAUAAUGUGACGGUUGCUCACCACCUUCCCUCACCAAAGCCAAAACCAUGUUAGGCACUCCUCACACCCUCAUACUCCUUCUCUUCCUCUUCCUCAUCACCACCUUCUCCCACUCCCUUGUCUUCAACAUAACCAACUUCGACGACCCUGCCGCCGCCACCGCCAUAUCCUACGAGGGCGACGGAAGAACCACCAACGGCUCCAUCGACCUCAACAAAGUCAGCUACCUCUUCCGCGUCGGAAGGGCCAUCUACUCCAAACCCCUCCACCUGUGGGACCGGUCCUCCGACCUUGCCAUCGACUUCGUCACGCGUUUCACCUUCUCUAUUGAGAAGUUGAACUUAACCGAAGUCGCCUAUGGAGACGGCUUCGCGUUUUACUUGGCUCCGUUGGGGUACCGGAUUCCGCCGAACUCCGGCGGCGGAACCUUUGGGCUUUUCAACGCUACCACCAACAGCAACCUCCCCGAGAAUCAUGUUGUCGCGGUGGAGUUCGACACUUUCAUCGGCUCCACCGACCCGCCGACGAAGCACGUCGGCGUGGACGACAACUCCCUUACCUCGGCUGCGUUCGGAAACUUCGACAUCGACGACAACCUCGGAAAGAAGUGCUACACCUUGAUCACUUACACCGCCUCCACUCAAACACUCUUCGUUUCUUGGUCCUUCAAAGGAAAACCAGCAUCCACAAACCACAACGACAAUUCUUCUUCUUUUUCUUACCAAAUUGACCUCAAGAAAAUUCUCCCGGAGUGGGUCAACAUUGGAUUCUCAGCCUCCACGGGACUUUCCACCGAAAGAAACACUAUUUAUUCAUGGGAGUUCAGUUCAUCUUUGAAUGGUUCCCCUGCGGAUUUCGAGAAUGUGAAACUAAAGCACCAAAGCUCAAAGCUUGCUUUGAUUCUUGCCGUUCUUUGUCCACUGGUUCUGCUCUUUGUCUUGGCUAGUCUGGUUGCUGUUUUCUUGAUAAGGAAAAAACGAAGAAGCCAUGAUGAUUGCAUGUUAUAUGAAGUUGGUGAUGACGAGCUAGGACCCACAUCGGUUAAGUUUGAUUUGGACAAAGGAACCAUUCCAAGAAGAUUCGAGUACAAAGAACUCGUGGACGCCACGAACGGGUUUUCAGACGAUAGAAGGCUUGGACAAGGAGCUUCAGGGCAAGUCUACAAGGGUGUCUUGAGCUACCUAGGAAGAGUUGUUGCCGUGAAGAGAAUCUUCGCGGACUUCGAGAAUUCCGAGAGAGUUUUCACCAACGAGGUCAGAAUAAUAAGCCGUUUGAUUCACAAGAACUUGGUCCAAUUCAUAGGGUGGUGUCACGAAGAAGGCGAGUUCUUAUUAGUCUUCGAGUACAUGCCAAACGGGAGCCUCGAUUCUCAUUUGUUCGGGAACAAGAGAGUACUAGAGUGGCAUCUAAGGUACAAAAUUGUGUUGGGCGUGGUGAACGCGCUUCAUUAUCUUCACGAAGACGCAGAGCAAUGCGUGCUUCAUAGGGAUAUAAAAUCCGCGAACGUGUUGCUGGACACGGAGUUCAACACAAAGGUGGGGGAUUUCGGCAUGGCGAAGUUGGUGGAUCCGAGGCUGAGGACUCAGAGGACGGGAGUGGUGGGAACCUAUGGUUAUUUAGCGCCUGAGUAUGUUAACGUGGGGAGGGCGAGUAGGGAAUCGGAUAUCUACAGUUUUGGAGUGGUAUCGCUGGAGAUGGCGAGUGGGAGGAGGACUUACCAGGAUGGAGAGUUUCAUGUUUCUUUGAUGAAUUGGGUGUGGCAACUUUAUGUUGAAGGGGAGAUUAUGAGGGCUGCUGAUGAGAAACUGAACAAUGAGUUUGAGGUGGAUCAAAUGAGGAGUUUGCUUGUGGUGGGGCUUUGGUGCACCAAUCCGAAUGAUAAAGAGAGACCUAAGGCUGCACAAGUUAUUAAGGUUUUGAACCUUGAGGCUCCUUUGCCUGUUCUUCCACUUGACAUGUAUGAACGUGCUCCUCCUAUGGAGAUCAUUAGGAUGCCACAUCAUCCCAGUGGUAAGAAUCAUUCUGGGAUGUCCACACCCAUUACUUCUAGUCUUGUGAGUGUUGGUCGAUGAUCUGUUGUUUUCAUUCGUAAGAAUAAUUCAAGUAAUUCAAGUAUCAUGUUAGACUUCUUUGAUGGUGACCGAAUAUAUAUGUUUGUUCUUGGGUUGGAAUGAUUUCAUAAUUGUAUGUAUUUUGAUUUUGAUUUGAUUUCUUUUUAUGACAAAUUAUUCGUUUAGUUGAUGAAGGCUGAGACAGAUAUAUAUGUAAUUUUUUUUUGUGGGGUUACACAAGUCUUUGUUCAUGAAUGUAUAAUAGUACAAGCAGACAGCGUCAUGAAUAUGUACAAAUUAAUCGGAAUUGUCAUUUUCUGAUUCUUUACCUAA
Molecule: messenger RNA, 2395 nt
Organism: Glycine soja
Lineage: Eukaryota; Viridiplantae; Streptophyta; Magnoliopsida; Fabales; Fabaceae
Product: L-type lectin-domain containing receptor kinase IX.1-like
Exons: 2
Coding region: 59-2083 (674 amino acids)
Biological process (GO): protein phosphorylation
Cellular component (GO): plasma membrane
Molecular function (GO): protein kinase activity; ATP binding; carbohydrate binding
Source: RefSeq, a predicted model, not a curated record